This is a messenger RNA of Penicillium subrubescens, 821 nucleotides long. RefSeq names its product DUF1761 domain-containing protein. Bases 1 to 603 code for a protein of 200 amino acids. The record is from RefSeq and is a predicted model, not a curated record. Lineage: Eukaryota; Fungi; Ascomycota; Eurotiomycetes; Eurotiales; Aspergillaceae. The transcript is spliced from 4 exons.
AUGGGCUCUCCACAAAAUCGGGUUGCUUGUCUGAAUCAUGACGACGUCACUCCAUUCCCGGCCAUUACCAAAAACCCUGGUUACGCGCCAAUGUCAGAUCACACUUUCUGCAUCUCUCUGACCCUCGAAUCCAAAUCAACCACCCAACAUGACUACUCUGCACUACCUCCCCCGGUGAAGCCCUCCGCUAUUGCGAUGGGAACCUUCUUCACCCACACUGCCUCCCUCGGCAUCCUCGCCCCUGUUUUCGGUGACACCUACCACCGUGCCCAGUCUGCCAACUCCAAGGAAGAGUUCAUCAAGUCCAAGGAGGCUGCCGGUGCUGCUGCCGCAUGGGGUAGCUCCCUGGUUGGAAGUGCCGUCCAGACCUACGGUGUGGCUGCUUUGAUCAACGCCACAGGCACUCUGAGCUACAAGGGCGCUGCGUACCUUGGAACAUUGAUCUUCUUCGCUAGCUCCGCUCCUGGUUUCGUCAGCCAAAUCUUCUCCGAGAAGCGUCCCCUUGAUACCGUUGCCGUUGGCGCCGUGUCUCGAGUGUUCGAGACCGUCGGACUCAGCUUGUUCCUGACCUGGUGGGGAACUCGCACCAACCCCUUCGACUAAGCUUUUCGUUGGCUUUUGAAUACCUGUGAACACAAUCGAUGAUCAACGAUCAAUGAUGAAUAUUGACCAGGACACUCCAUUCCAUCAUAAAUCGGAAAGUAGACACGAUGUAUGCGAGGAGAGGCGAACCCUGUAUAUCUAGUUUCAAUUUUAUUUCCUUAUUUUAAUCGGCUGAUGCAAAUGCAAAUGCACGUCACAUUUCAUAUCUGUCUCUUAAA